Messenger RNA from Pieris macdunnoughi, 1971 nucleotides. The record is from the annotation of a GenBank genome assembly. Lineage: Eukaryota; Metazoa; Arthropoda; Insecta; Lepidoptera; Pieridae.
AUGCCGGGCGCCAGGCAUAAAAUCCUGGGUCAUGUCCUCUCAGGAUUUUGUCACAAAAUGAACAGACGUAAACCUCUGUAUGGAGAUUGCCUCGAUACGCCUCUGAACAGAUGCCUCACGACGUUUGAUAUCACCUUGUUAGGUAUUGGACAUAUGGUAGGAGCUGGAAUUUACGUUUUAACAGGAACAGUAGCAAAGAACAUGGCAGGGCCAGCGACCGCGCUCAGUUUUCUUUUGGCUGGUAUAACUUCGACACUAGCUGCUCUAUGUUAUGCAGAAUUUGGAACUAGGAUACCCAGAGCGGGGAGUGCUUACGCAUAUACGUAUGUAAGCAUUGGAGAAUUUUGGGCCUUUAUUAUUGGAUGGAACAUUGUGCUUGAAUACAUGAUUGGUGCUGCUUCAGUCGCGCGGGCUUCAUCGGGUUACCUUGACGCGCUAUUACACGGAGCCAUUAGUAACGCUACUACAUCAGUGACGGGCGAACUACACGAAACUCUUUUAAGCAAAUAUCCCGAUAUUUUAGCAUUUCUCAUUUGCAUCAUAGCUUCCCUCAUUCUCGCCGUUGGCGUAAAAACAUCAGCGUAUAUUAAUAACGGUCUGACUAUAUUAAAUCUCAUUGUCAUAUCUCUCGUUAUUUUCUUAGGUUUCUUCUACGCAGAUCUUAGCAACUGGUCUGACAUUCACGGUGGUUUCAUGCCUUAUGGUAUAAGUGGAGUUCUAACCGGUGCCGCUACUUGUUUCUAUGCAUUUGUCGGUUUCGAUAGCAUUUCUGCAUCUAGUGAAGAGGCAAAAGAUCCCACUCGUUCCAUUCCGACAGCUACUAUUUUAUCUAUGGGUGUAGUUGGUAUCGGGUACAUUCUUGUAGCCCUUGCUCUUACACUUAUGGUACCCUAUACACAAAUUGACGUUGAUGCCGCCUUGCCAAAAGCUUUUGAAGCCGUUCAUGCUAAUUGGGCUAAAUAUGCAGUGGCUGUUGGCGCCAUUUGCGGAAUGACCACUACGUUAUUAGGAUCACUGUUUUCCCUACCUCGGUGUCUCUAUGCGAUGUCGGCUGAUGGUUUGUUGUUCGGUUUUCUUAGCGAUAUGAGUAACAAAUCGCAAAUACCAAUUUCCAACCUUAUUAUAUCUGGAUUCUCAUCUGCUUUGAUUGCUCUUCUGUUUGAUUUAGAAAAACUUGUAGAGUUUAUGUCCAUUGGUACUUUAUUAGCGUACACUAUAGUGAGUGCUGCUGUUAUAAUUCUUCGAUAUAGACCAGCACCUCCAACUGAAGACAAAGACUUCGGUAUUCCUCAGCUAGAAUCUCCAGGAGAUCGUGAAGACAGUUCGGCAACCGGAACACCUGGAACAGAUGCUGGAUCUUCUUCAUCAGAGAUGUUCGAAGCACUGACAGUUGGCCGUCUCCGACCUCAAUAUGCGUGGCUGGAACCACUAGUAGGGGGCAGAGCUCCUGGCACUGCAGUUACCAGCUGUGUCUACGUGUUCACUGUUGCUACAGCCAUACUAAGCGCACAUAAUCGUCUCGCUGAACAUAAAUUAGUGAUGUGGAUGAUCAUACCCGAUGUUGUACUCAGCCUUAUUAUAAUUGGAUGCCUCUUCAUUAUUUGGGCUCACCAACAAAGUCCGAUUCGUCUACCCUUCCGAGUGCCAUAUGUCCCGCUUCUACCAGCCGCCAGUGUCAUGCUCAAUGUUGAACUUAUGAUAAACCUCAACAUUCUCACUUGGGCUAGAUUCGCUAUCUGGAUGACAAUUGGUCUCCUACUAUACUUUCUGUACGGAAUCCAUCACAGCAAACUAGGCGAGGGUGUGACCGGUCUUUUAUCUCGCUCCUAUAGCGGAAACCAUACUGGUUGGGGCGCAGUGGACAAAACAAGCACUUUAGCCCGGCGUGUGGGCAGAUUAGGACGAGGCAGCCGCAGCGACGACCGCAAACCAAUUAUUUGUGACGACGAACUCUCAAGACGGGAGCCGUGA